AUGGAUCACUCGAGAGAUCCCUGCCCCUGGGUCGCCCUGAGUGACUUCGGUGGUGCCUUUUGUAUGGGUGCCAUUGGUGGUGCUGUUUGGCACGGUGUCAAGGGCUUCCGCAACAGCCCCUAUGGUGAGCGUCGGAUAGGUGCCUUGACUGCCAUCAAGGCUCGUGCUCCCGUGCUCGGUGGUAACUUUGGUGUCUGGGGUGGCAUGUUCUCCACAUUUGAUUGCGCCAUCAAGGGCAUUCGCAAGACCGAGGAUCCUUGGAACAGCAUUAUUGCUGGUUUCUUCACUGGUGGUGCUUUGGCUGUGCGUGGUGGUGUCAAGGCCGCUCGCAACUCCGCCAUCAUGUGCGCCGUUUUCCUGGGUGUCAUUGAGGGUGUUGGCAUUGGUUUCCAGCGUAUGAUGGCUGACAACACCAAGCUCGAGCUCCUCUCUAGCUUCCUCCUCCUCCCCCUCUGA
This is a messenger RNA of Penicillium diatomitis, 456 nucleotides long. Its product is annotated as protein transporter TIM17. Gene Ontology annotation, molecular function: transmembrane protein transporter activity. The coding region runs from base 1 to 456 and encodes 151 amino acids. The transcript is spliced from 4 exons. Gene Ontology annotation, biological process: protein import into mitochondrial matrix. Lineage: Eukaryota; Fungi; Ascomycota; Eurotiomycetes; Eurotiales; Aspergillaceae. Gene Ontology annotation, cellular component: mitochondrial inner membrane; TIM23 mitochondrial import inner membrane translocase complex. The record is from RefSeq and is a predicted model, not a curated record.